This is a messenger RNA of Wyeomyia smithii (pitcher-plant mosquito), 7515 nucleotides long. Its product is annotated as beta-1,3-galactosyltransferase 5. The record is from RefSeq and is a predicted model, not a curated record. The coding region runs from base 889 to 2166 and encodes 425 amino acids. Lineage: Eukaryota; Metazoa; Arthropoda; Insecta; Diptera; Culicidae. Gene Ontology annotation, molecular function: hexosyltransferase activity. The transcript is spliced from 3 exons. Gene Ontology annotation, cellular component: membrane.
CUCUCCGCAAUUCAGCAUUUAGCAAUCUAAGCCCCCGGCUGUAAUCGAGAUAGAGCAACGAAGCAGUAUUCGUUUAUCAUUUCAACGAAAGUCCGUGUAUCGUUGCUCAACCAGCUCCGUUUGUAAAGCACGGGACAGCUAAAGUAUGUAUCGCAUUAGUAAUUAUUAACUUUAAGGCUUGCAGUGUACCAGUAUUCCGGUUAAGUUUGGCAAAGUGAAGAUAAAAUGAUAUUAAAUUGUGCAUCUGUAUAAAAUCUUGGAUUUUAUAUAGUUUUUUUCUCUGAAGAAUCUCCUGUGCAUCUCAAUUUGUGAAUAAAAAGCAAACAGCGGAUGUAAGCCAAAAAGGCGUCAAUAAAAUAGAUAAGUGCUUUCAAAAAAAGAUAUCAAUAACCAAAUUGUUGCAUAAUCAUCCUUCCGAAGUUUCUGUAACGUGAUGCCGAUACAUGGGUGAUAUAUGUAAACAGGCUGUCGAAUCGAAUCUCUGAGUGUCGAAUAUCAUUCUUGUGAACCACGAAUGAAUGGUUUCGCCGGUUGACGGAUGGAAAAGCGAAACCCAUGCGGUCUACGCAGUGUAUUAUUAAAGUGAAAUAAAGUUAAGCUUUAAGUAAUAAUAAGUGUACACAGAGCAGAGUAAUGUCAACCGUAAAGUAAAAUAGUGAAAAAUACCCCGUCUACGUCUAACAUCACACCUGAAGGCAAGACGGCGUUUGAAGGAAAUGAUCUUCCAUUGCAUCCCACAGCAAAUUAUCUUCAACAGUUGUAUUCGAAACCUACAGUAUCAUUCGUAGAAAACAGCACUGUAUGUAAAUUGCGCUUUUUCAGAUUUCAGCACCAUGCGAGAGCAACGCUAUCUCUAGAACCAGGUACUUUUCCCUUCCGUGAUAACGCAUGUCCGGUGUGCUGCUGGUCAUGUUCGAGCGUCGCCCACUUUUCGGAGCUCUGAUUGGGCUGACGCUGAUUGUGACAGUAUGGCAUAUGUCGUUCCAAGAAGCUACCAGUGGGACCAGCAGCAGCAGCAGUUUCGGGUCAUCGUACCGAGAAUCGACGAACAUAAUGCCACCGUACAUGCCAGCAUCUUCACUGGCAUUGUCUACACCAACUCAUUUCUCACCGGCUCUGCAACAGCCGAGCCUAGAUGGAGGUGUGUCGGCUGGGAUGGACGAGGCGGACGGUGGCGUACUUGCAGGAGGUAGUUCGAUGGUAAAUCAGAGUUUUUUCCCUUUGUUGCUCUCAUCGAUAUUAGUCAAUCCAUUAGAAAUGUUGCCAAAAGAUGAUUAUAACAAUUUGAUAGAUAUAAAGGAUUUUAAAUUCAUCAUCAACUUUAACAACUGUAGCGCAGAGAGCGGCCGAAUCCACCAUGAAAGCGUGGGAACUGAUAGAAUUAAGAUGGUUGAUGAACGACGAUCACCAUUAGUAUUAGUUUUAGUUCAUUCAGCACCAACCAAUUGGUAUAAGCGCAAUACAAUUCGUGAUACUUGGGGACAGCAUGAUCCACGAGCGAAGCUCAUAUUCUUGAUUGGAGCGGUAAAUUCAAGCGUGCUCCAGCGACGUAUAAAACAGGAAAACCGUUUGUACGACGACAUUGUACAAGGCAAUUUUAUCGAUGCCUAUCGAAAUAUGACAUAUAAACACGUGAUGGCUCUAAAAUGGUUCACAUAUCACUGCCCGGAAGCUAAAUAUGUUUUGAAAGCUGAUGAUGAUGUCUUUGUUAACACCCCUGUAUUAUACGACGUGCUGGAGUCAGCGUCUCAACGACGGAGGCUGUUGUUCUGUCAGGAAAUAAGUAAGGCACCGGUUAAACGCACCCAUCGCUCCAAGUGGUAUGUCAGUGUACCAGAGUAUCGAUACAAAUAUUACCCGAACCAUUGCCCUGGUUACUCGAUUAUCUACACACCAGACGUGGCUUUUGAGCUGUACCGAGAAGCACAGCAGCAGCCUUAUUUCUGGAUCGAUGACGUUCAUCUCACUGGAACCAUUGCGAGACGAAUUAAUGUUACCAUCACACCAACUGGCAGAAUGCUACUAAACCAAAACCAGAAAGAUGCAAUUCUGGACAAAAGGCUGAAUGCAACGGAUCAGUUGUUUUUCUUCACCACACCGGACUUGCGUGAAGAUGAGAUCCGAAGGUUAUGGAAGGCGGUAACGUUCUCAAAAAACGGUAGAUAGUAGAAACCGUCACGAGUCACUAUGAACCAAAAUGGAACGAAAGAGAAAAGUAUGUGAGGUCAAUUUCAUUUGCAAUCUCCAGAGUUACACUUUAUUACUUCAAACCUCAAACCGUAGCUUGGAAUUUCAUCAAUUAGAUACGUUGAACACACACUCAAAAUGAAACAUUGACCACGUUAGAGUAGAAGCAACUAUGAUUUCUAAAUCUCUUUAGGUGUUGCUGUUUUUUUGUUGAUCUAUUCUUGAAAAAAUAAAAUCCAAAUCAUCUGGGCUUAUUCCGUUCCAACUGAUUUGUGAGCGGCAGCAUCAGUAGACUACCCAAACGUUGAGUAUAAUUGCUUGCUUUUUUGUUGGUACUGGUAAUGUGUGCUUACUAACUAAUAAAAUCGAGCAAAUCCAAUACUUUCUAACUCAUUUGAUGCAUUUAACAACGGAGAAUGAACGUCGGUCGUAGUUUUGUAAACCAAAAAAAUUCUGCAAAUAUCCUUAAAUUCCGAGCAAAUUUGUAUUUAUUAUCCACCGCGGUUUAUUUUGAAAACAAAUCGUCGCAAAUGAUACAAUUGUAAUGGUAAAAAAUCAGACCCUCCAUUUGACAUUUCUAUCAGAAGCAAUCUGAUCAAAAUUGCUAUUGUGAUCUGGGUAAAACUGUAUCGUAACGUUUGCGGUAAAAAAAUUGACUUUUUUCAGAUGGUGAUGAAAAAAAAACUAAGACAGAUAAUUGAGUUGGAUAAAUUUCUCAUUAAUGGUAAUUAUAUUAUCUUAUUUGCAAAAAAAAAUCUACGCCCUUGCGAGCGGCCUUCCGGCAAUUAACCGGAACAUUCGCCAUGGUGGACGAAAACAUCUUUCUUCGUUUUUUUUAUUAAUUCCUCCUCUGUUUUCCCGACAAAAUUGUUGGAAUAAAUCUUGCGCUUCAAGUUUGCUCAGAAAUUCUCGAUGGGACGCAGGUGGGGGACGUUGGGCGGAUUCGCCGACUUCGGUACCACAUCGAUAUUUAGCCGCUCCAUAUCCUCCAACGAUCGCUUCGAGUAGUGGGCCCGUGGGCCGACGCCAAAUCUGGCCAGAACACUGUGUCUUCGCCCUUAUGGUAUUUCUUGAUGAACGACGCAACUUCUGGAAGGCACUUCGUACUAUAAAUUUACCCGUUCACGGCCAGCCCGGAAAGAAGAGCGGUUUUGACAUCCCCUUCUCGCUGAUUGUCAGCCACAGCAGCACCUUCUUGGGGAACUUGGUCUGUGAAAUAAAUUUCACCUCGGAGCUUACUUCCAGUCGUUGCCAUCCAGGGUGAUAGGUCUCGUCGUCCAUCACCACUGCCACAUCGCGAUUCGCCGGGAAAAUCGACUUGACCAUCUUAUUCAACCGCUGUCGCUGCGUCAUUGCCUGCAGCUCCGAGACCGGUGAACGGGACUGCCGCUUCCUGACAUGUAUGUCCAUGGUAUCCAGAUACUUUUUCACUGUUUUACCGCAUGCACCAACCUCCCGGCCAAGUGCACGCAGCGAUUUAGCCACAUUUCCAUCGAUCUCCCUCUCCAGUAUCCUUUGAAGCUUCUUGUCGCUCAGGGUCGUUGGCCGUCCGGAACCGGGCUUGCUUUCGAUGCUCUGAUCGUUGUCCAAUAGUGUCCAGAUGUUUGUAGAUGCCGGAACGGGCAUACCCGGCGUCCACAAAGUGCCGCACUUCUGAACAGAGUAGCUUCACUUUUUUCGCCAUCACAGUUAGAGUUUGACUGAUAGAGCUGUCAAUUUUUUUUUUGCUAACUCAUGGGUUACUAUGAUUGAUGAUGCAUGAGUAGUUUCGUCAGUGCGAUUAAAGGUAAACCCAUGAAAAAUCGACAAUUUUCAUCCAUUGUGUACCGCAAACGUUAUGACAACAUAUAGAAUUCAAAAUAUAAAUCCUCGAAGUGCGGGAUAGAGGUCCCUAAUUCUACUUGCCAAGCUUUUUAUUCUCCAGAAACAUGAACCAAAAACCGAAAUACUUGUUAAUGCAAUAACUCACGAAAUAUUGUUCGAUGGUUACCAUUGAACUCGUUCGACUCUUUUUACAUGGAAUUCAAUUUACGUGACUUCUAACAUUUGCUUUGUGUUUCAUUCAACGUUGCUUACUCCACGUGAACUCAAUAUUAAUAAACUGAAUUGAGUUAUUCCAUAUUGAAAUUGUAAAAUUUUUUGAUAGCUCAGACACCUAUUCAAUACGAUCAAAUAUACAAUAUAGCAAGCUAACAAAGUCCAGUUUGCCCGUAUGAUAUAUGGGCACAAGUGAAUCAGUUUAGGCCCGUCUUAAUUGAACCAACGAUAUUUAUAGUCCGUUUGCUAAUUAACGCACAAGUAUACAAGCACCCUAUCGAAUCUUUGUUUAUAUUAUUUUUGCAUUGAGAGAGUUAAAUAUUUAUAUGUAAAACCAAUAUCGUAUAUUGCCUUUCCAACACCUUCGACUGAUGAUGAUGCUGCUACCAUGUUAAAAAUGUGAAUCUCAUUGUGCUGAUGUAAAUAUUUGUUUGCUCAAAUGGUUAAGGUUUACGUUUGAUUCCUGUUAGGCACGUAUCUUUCCCGAAUCAGUGUAAUAGGUACAACAUUAAAUGUUGAGCGAUCAUUUUUAAAUAAUAGAUGAGGCGCUACUUGUGAUGAGUUCGUUUAUAACAGUCGCGAAUCGAUUACAUUAAGAAGAAAGCAGACAUCACAGACAAUAUAUUUUCGUACUCAACGAUAAUUCAAUACAUUCAAACAUCAUUUAAUUCAAUCGCAAAUACGUAAAGAAUGACUCCCAAAAACACAAUCUCAACUCAAAUAAAAAUUGUAUAAAAACAUUCCCGCUGAUGUGUUGGUUUAUCUAUUAUAUACAACUUGAUGCCAAACUUCACAAAAAUGUAUAUAACAUGACAUUGAACAUGACACAUGUUACAACUUUACUGCCGUUCCAAGCAUAAUUGUCCCAUGUUCUACACAAACCUAAUGCACGCUGGGACAACUAUGCUUGGAACGGCAGUUUACUACUUUGUUAAAUAUAUCUCAUCGCGCUGUUUCUGAAUAUAUAUAAGUAAUUCAAAAUUUUGGUUAGCUUUUUACAUUUCUUUCACAUUGGCUUUUUAUGAAUUUUAUAAAAUCGAAUCAAUUUCGCUACAAAAUCGGUACAAUCAUAAUUGAAAAAUCAAAAAUAAAUUUCAAACAUUUAAUCGUGGUGUUCAAUUAUUUUACUUUAGUUGACUAACGAAACAGAAGCAAAAGUUGCCUUAAGGUGAUUCAAAAAAAGUUUCAAUCCUAAAAAAAAAAACAUUUUCUUUCAAGACAUCAUCUUUAGAUAAUUUUUUACAGCAAAACAGUCAACUGAUUGAAAUGGUUAAAGCCUCAUUAAUAGAAAUAAAUAAUUAAAUAAUAACUGAUUGAGACAGAAGAUGGACACAAACUUUCCAAACUAAGUUCGUCUUCAUGACAUCAAACUCGCCUAAGCUCGUAAAAGCAAACAUUAACCCUGUUGGGACGAGAAUGUUCUAUCGAUGUUUAUGUUUUGUUUCAUCUAGGAGGUUUGGGUCUACUCGAGGCGUGUGUGCAUAGCGUGCUUGCUCAUUCAUGAUUGGUUGAUAAUAUGCGAACAUAAGAGCUUGAAAUAAAAAAAAAAACUCUGCAGUGUUAUCUCAUACAGAGAAAAAUCGUAUUAAGUUAAAAAAUAAAUUACAAUCGUUGCCAUCUAUGUAAGAGUUAAUGGAGCGCGUGGUAGAAAUGCAUGAAAUGUCAAAAAGUUUUUUUAAGCAUAUUAAAAAAUGGGUUGAAAGACAUUCAAAAGGUUAUUUGCAUUAGUUACAACCGCAAAAUUUGUGAACAAUUAAUAAAAUGUUUAUCAUACCGAACCGAACUACUUUUGCUUGCUGUUUCGUUAUCUUGGCGACUAGCCUUUGAUUUAGCGUAUCAACAUUUUCCCGAAUUAUUAUACAAACUCGACCAUCAUGACUAUCAUUUUUGUCUGUAGCAUUUCUCUUCGUAAAGUAAUCGAUUGCCUGUUUGAAAGAACUUUUAUGUAGUACUCGUAUAUCAGCUACUAGCUGCUGAAGCUGUAUCAAUCAGUUCCAUUUUGUUCAAGCAAACAACAAAAAUGGCCAUAAAACAACAAUUGUUUUUAAUGUGCCAAUACUUUGAUACGAAAAACAUCACAAUUUAGAUAUCAAUUGUUUAUGAAAAAUACGAUCUAAUGUUAUUAAUAUCUGAUUGAAGUAUUAGAUAAAACAAACUACUUCUAGUACCUACCUAUUAUUUAUCUGAAGAAAUGGAAAACAUAGUUAUAACAGAUAUAUAUUAUUGGCAGAUUUGUGAACUUCCAAUAAAACCGCAUAAGAAAAUCAAUAUCUAACCGGUACACUCGUCAAUCAUUCACCUUCUCUUUUUCACAAAACCCUAAUGAAUAAAAGAAAUCAUUCUCAACACAUUAAACGCAAGUCAUGUUAAAACUUUUUUUUGUGUGUGAAAAACAGGUUCAGCGCAAAAAUGUCGAUACCUUUCAUUCUUAAAAGUCAAAUAGAAGUAAAUCCAAAAGGUGAUAUUUUCAAAUCCGAUAUUACACAUCACACAAAUGAAUUAAUUUUAUUAGCGUUUGCAUUGAAUCUACUUAAAAUAAAAUUUCAAACAAUUACAAACCAAGAAUCUCACAGUCAGUCUAGCACAAAUAGAGAAUCAAAAGUUUUAAAUAUACUAAACUCGAAGAAACCCACAACAAAUGGUAAACCGAUAUAACGACGUAAAAGAAGAAUCUGAGGGAAUUAACAAAAAUAUUUAUUAGAAACACAGAAUUGAGAACAACAAAUGAGAUUUAUUACCUAGUUACAACAAGCAGAGCAACUCAACUGUAUAUUUAUAAUAGUUAAGAAAGAAACAAAACAAAUAGAAACAAAAAACGAGAUGUUCGUUUAAACCAACUUUCGUCGGUAACUUAAAUAGUGUAUCAGCUCCUAGAAGUCAAUAGGUAUUUAGAACGCGCACGUGUGAGUGCACGAGAGCGUCAAAGGAAUUGACAUUCUAACGAAAAGUUGAUCUGAAAAUUGUUGCAGGCUGUAUGUAGUUCAUACGGAUAAAAUAACCUUAGACAAAAUUGUACCUACCAACUACCACAAAUAAAAAAUGAGAAUCUCAUAAUCAAAAAAAAAAAAAUGAACCUACAAAAUGUCCACAGUGAAGAAUUGAUAUAGCAAAUAGGCUAGUAGGACUGUUCAAUUUUCAACGAUAUCCGAUAAAUGAUGCAAUAUAUCCAUGAAGUACAGGAAGUAAAACCCACACUGAGAAGCAUGUUGAGGUUUCUAACCCGAUCUAAACCGAUCUGAGUGAUGCGUGAGUUACAACAAAGAAGAGAAAUAUAGCAGAAGUUGUAUGGAA